GUGCCGAAAAAAGAGUCACGCGCCCAUCUCUAGAGUGGAAGCAAUUUUUCGCAAUUUGAUAUUAAAUUUAUUUGAUCGGCUCGGCAAAAUGUCGCGUUCGCAGGUCGGCAGGCCUUAAGCAGACGUCUUAAGUUCGAUUCGAUUUGCUUUGCAGCUGCACCCUUUCGCCUGCGCAGGGGAAAAGAAAAGCGAGGAAAGUGAAGAAAAGCGACCAGGGCCCUGGUGAAGCAGUGGUGACGAAGAAGUGGCGAAGGGGGAGGAGCUGUCUUUAUAGGCGAUCCAACACAAAAGCCAGGUAGCUAAAGGGCCAUUUACCUUUGGUUUUGCAGGCAUGGAGAGUCCUUGUGAAUCGGAGAGCUCGCUGGACGGCGGCACCAUGCUGCCCCCGAGUCCAGUUUCCCGGGAGCAGCUCCAGAAGAGGAUCGAGUCGCUGACCCAGCAGAACAAGGUGCUGAAAGCCGAGCUGGACACCUUCAAGACCAAGUGCAAGGUGGUGCAGGAGGAGAAUCGUUGUCUCAAACAGGCAUCUGUAAUCAUUCAAGCCAAAGCCGAGCAGGAGGAGGAAUACAUCUCCAACACACUUCUGAAGAAGAUACAGGCGCUCAAAAAGGAGAAGGAGACGUUGGCGCAUCACUACGAGCGCGAGGAGGAGUGCCUGACCAACGACCUCUCCCGCAAGCUUGACCAGCUGCGCCAGGAGAAGUGUAAGCUGGAGCAGACACUCGAGCAGGAGCAGGAGUGCCUCGUGAACAAGCUGAUGCGCAAAAUCGAGAAGCUCCAGGCGGAGACGGACAACAAGCAGACGAACCUUGAACAGCUGCGCCGCGAAAUGGUCGAGCUGGAGAACACGCUAGAACAGGAGCAAGAGGCGCUCGUAAACAAGCUGUGGAAGCGCAUGGACAAGCUGGAGACCGAAAAGCGUUCUCUACAGAUCAAGCUGGAUCAGCCCGUUUCCGAUCCGACUACGCCACGAGACAUCACGAACAAUGCCCAUGCGAACGGCGGCGACACGGCCACCAGUUUGAGUGCCCACAUCCAGAUUCUGCGCUCCGAGGUGCUCCGUUAUCGCUCCGACCUAGCCGCCGCCCAGAAGGAGGCCACCAUCAAGACGCAGCAGUAUGCGCUGGAGGAGAAGUCCAUACGCGAAGAAAACGCCCGUCUGCAGCGCAAGCUCAAGCAGGAGGUGGAGCGACGCGAGGCCCUGUGCCGGCACCUCUCCGAGUCGGAAUCGUCGCUGGAAAUGGACGAGGAACGCUUCUACAACGAGAGUCUGAUGGCGGGCGGUUCCUCCGCCGCAGCGUCGGCGGCAGCGGCGGCCGCUGCAUCGGCAGUCAGUGCCCAGCGUCAGCGCACAAUCAGCAGUCCCGUCUCCCACAGUCCCUCGAGCAGCCGGCCCCUCAGUCCGGGCACGGCCGGCCAGAACCGCUGCUACGCCUGCGGCCAGUUGGUGAAUCGUCGUGCCAGCGAGCGCUUCAUCAAGCCAGCACUGCCAACGCCCAUGCUGGGCCUCAACACUUCCGCACCAAAUGUGCUGACCUCCACGAACCCGCUGCUCGGCAUUUUGGGCAGCGGCAGCUCCUCUUCGGCGUCCGUGUCAGCUGGGAAUGCCGCUGGCGGCUUUCUCUCGAACCUGGGCGGCGAACGCCUGAGCCUGGGCUCGAUGCCUUCGGCGGGCAGCAGCGCCACCUUUUUGGCUGGCGGUGGAGGAGGAGGACUGCUGGCCCAGCUCACGGGCAACUCCAGUGCCUCGUCGUCGUCGUCCAAUCUGAUGAACAUCAGCCUGAACAACUCGUCCAGCGGCAACAUGGUCAACAGCAGCAGCAACUCCUCACUGUCGGCGUUCACGCCAACCAAUCCGCCCAGCUCGGCGGCUACGGCCUUCAUCCAACCGGCCAGUCCCAUGGACACGUCCACCUGCAAGGAUUAGGCGGUUUUGUUGCUCUACAACUGGGAUACAGAAAGAUUCAUGACUUAUUUUCACUCUCACACACUACACAAAAACACACUCUACUCAUAAACACGCACGCAUGCAAGCAGCCAGUUUAACGACAGUAAAAAACAUAAGAAACACACAGAAACAAAAGAUGAGGAAAUAACUAUCGUAAGCUUCUCCAAGGCGCGACUCAAAGUCGCCUCAUUUAUAUAUGGUUAAUAUGUAUAUGUAUGUUCUAUUUGAUCAAAAUCUCUUAAAAACCUUUCAAUAUCGGAAUUCCUAGGCGAACGAAUAUUUAACGCUAAUGUUUAAGAUUUGAAUGUUUUCUACUUUUGCUCGGUUCCAGUUAAAGUUAAGUGAAACAGCAGCUAAUGAGGAUAUCGAAGAUACGGAGGAUUUGAUGGAUUUAGAGGAGCAGGACGGACAGGACACGCUAACCAGAUCGUAUGAAUUUAUAAAAACGGUGAAUUCUAUUCAUGUCGAAACCAUUUUCCCACAAUUCCUUCGCAAGUGGGCCUAAAAAUUUUGAAGUAUGUUUAUGUAAGCCAAGAAAAAUAAAGUUCAACAAUUUAAAAUUAAA
This is a messenger RNA of Drosophila gunungcola (fruit fly), 2513 nucleotides long. Its product is annotated as coiled-coil domain-containing protein 6. The record is from RefSeq and is a predicted model, not a curated record. The transcript is spliced from 5 exons. Lineage: Eukaryota; Metazoa; Arthropoda; Insecta; Diptera; Drosophilidae. The coding region runs from base 332 to 1927 and encodes 531 amino acids.